Molecule: messenger RNA, 474 nt
Organism: Thelazia callipaeda (thelaziosis nematode)
Lineage: Eukaryota; Metazoa; Nematoda; Chromadorea; Rhabditida; Thelaziidae
Source: the annotation of a GenBank genome assembly
UCAAGUCCGAGCUUACUAUUCGGCCUUAAGAUUGAAGUGAGCCCAGUUCUUAGCGAGGUCGCUAAUGUUUUUGGUGUCUUCGCUACGACAGUUGGCAUUGACUCUCGCCUGACCUGCAGGCUGCAACUUGAGGCAAAGUGCCGUACUGCCUCAGUGCGUGUUAUCAUGCACGAUGCAGAUAAUUGCAGUCGGUCGAUUUAUGGGUCAAGCUCAGCUUCCGUGCUUGGUCGUAACAGUACACUAAAUGAGAUGAUUUGCGCGGGCGAUUUCUUCGUGCGCAUAACUGAUAGCCAGAGCAGACAUGGAGUGGAUACGAAGAAGCACCAGUGGAGCAAGAUGGCUCCGAAGAAGGAAGCAGAUCGAAUGAUGCCUGUAAGUAUUCAGUCAAUCUUCUAUUCUGGUUGGAGGCAUGGAAAAUUCACGUGGUGCAUACGGUGGCUCACGUUCUCGAUGUUAGGUUUCAAAGACUCUUAG